AUGCUUAUGAAGAACAUGAGCGGCACAGCAGACAGCACCUCCCCAGCCUCAAUGGCCCUCUACACUGUCAUGUACCCCGUGUUUACUCAGCUGGAAAAAGAAGACAUAUCUUCUGCCACACAGACCUUGAAAGCAGCCUUUAUCAAGGCAGAAAAACACAGUCCUGGUCUUACACAACAGAUUCUAUUAAAAGUACUGCAGAAGGAACAGAUUCAAGUCAACUAUCAUGAGUGUUUGCUCCGGAUGGCUGCAGAGGAAUUUGAAGCUAUGAUGAUUGAGCGGAAAGAGCCGGAGUUCCAGAGCUUGAAUAAGAAAGCCCACACUCUUAAACGUGUCCUCAGCACCAUCCCUGAUGAAAUCCUCGACAAAGUGAGCUUCCUCCAGACUAUCAAAGACAUCGCUGGUGCCAUCAAAGAGCUUCUGGACAUCGUGAAUGCCAUCUUCAGAUCACAGCAGUAUCAGAACAGAUGGGCCAUGGAGCAGAAGAAGGAGUUUGUAAAGUGCUCCAAGAACUUCAGUGACACACUCAAGGUCUACUUCAAGGACGGAAAAGUGGUUAAUGUCUUUGCCAGCGCCAACCGCCUCACCCACCAGACCAGCAUGAUCCUGCUCUCAUUCAAGAGCACUGCAUAA
Knipowitschia caucasica is the source of this 633-nucleotide messenger RNA. Lineage: Eukaryota; Metazoa; Chordata; Actinopteri; Gobiiformes; Gobiidae. The record is from the annotation of a GenBank genome assembly.